Molecule: messenger RNA, 1880 nt
Organism: Tuber aestivum (summer truffle)
Lineage: Eukaryota; Fungi; Ascomycota; Pezizomycetes; Pezizales; Tuberaceae
Source: the annotation of a GenBank genome assembly
UGUGCGAGCUCCCUGGAGGUUUCUCGGUUCUGUGUUUAGCAAUUUAAGCAGUUAUCGCAUGACUUCUGCUGUAUGGGCUUGCGAAAAUAGAGUUAAACGUGAUGUCGGUAGCGGACUCUAGGGAGCCACGUUCUCUCGAUCCCGUACCGGUGUCAUAUUCAGCAUGGCAAACACUUGUACUAUUAGGUAGAUAUUGGUGCAGUGGGACCAACUAUCAAGAAGGUCCUGUGAUCCUCGUUCGUUUUUUUCUUUCAGUUUUACAAUUGCUUAUCGUGAUGACUCAUAAAUUCCGUAAUAUAUGAGAUACUGUACUGUACUAGUACGAGUAGUGUCAAAGAAACCUUGGCGGUGUUCUGUGCUGAUUGGGGUCCGGAGCGCUUGCAUCAAGCUGCUCAGGAAGCUCAACUUCAUGCCAACUUCGAUCCGGACGCCAGGAAUCGACACUCUGACCGACAAUUCAACGUAAGAGUUCUAGAGCUUUUCAAGGCUGCUCAUCUCAAUCCCUCCACCGCCAACUUGCGCCGGGACGGGUGAAUUUCACGCGGCGGGUUCAAUACACUUAACCCCAUCCACCAUGCCAUCACCGCCCCGGCAAAAAAAUCCCGGCGGAAAUGCCAGCGGUAAGAAGCUUGUCCAGACCAAGUUAGAUUUCUACCUUAAAGAUGCUUCCUCACCGCCAUCAUCGCUAUCAUCUAGCGCAGAAAAUCGAAGCGCAAACCCCACACCCGGGGCGUUUGGGAGGCGGUACAUCAGGGAGGAUUCGGCAGAGCACAAGGAGUUUGGAACUUCGGAUCUAGGAUCCCAGUCUCAAGGAACCGAUUCUCAAGAAACGGGCGUGGAAUCGGAAUCACAAUCUCGAGAGCGUGUACAGCAAUCGCUUGGGAAAUCGAAACCGCAGAAUGCGCGGCAUAGUCAGGAGCGGGUCGAUAUUGCGCGGGAGACCACGUAUGUGUCGAUUUGUAUCACCUCCGCAAAUGCUGACUUACUGACAAGGAGUGGGGGGUGCAUAGGCGCUUCAUACCUAGUGUACUUGCCAAAAUCCCUGCAGCGCAGCGGCGGUCCUCAUUAUAUACGGGCGAGGAAUUUUCUCUUGCGGGAGUAGCUUGUCCGGAAUUCACGUUACCGGACCCCGACCCAGAAGCUGGAAGAAGGGGUUGCCGGAUUAAGGUUAUUAAUGGAGACACCUUUGACACGGCGAUAGCUAUGGGUAAGGACGUAGUAGUUCUAAACAUGGCAAAUGCACAUGUUGCCGGGGGAGGGUGGAAGAUGGGUGCAAUGGCACAGGAGGAGGAGUUAUGUUAUCGGUACUUCCCUCCACCACACAAACGCAACCCUUAUCACGGCAACCGAAGCUCAUGGUUUUCUACAGCUCAACUCUUAGUUUCAAACUCCAUCGUGCCUACUACCCCCUCCUAGAUGUCGCAGGAAUAUACACACCGGCAGUUGUGGUCUUCCGAUCUUCCCACUCCGACGGUCACAAACUCUACCCACCCAACAUCAGGUACAAGACCCUCUCGGUAAUCUCCGUGGCCGCGGUUCGUGACCCUCCUCUCACAGAUAGCACACCACCUGACUACCGCCGCCCCACAGACCGAAACCUCAUGCUCGAGAAGAUCCGUUUGAUAUUGCGCAUCGCUGCCAAGGAGGGGCACCGCAAGAUCGUGCUCGGCGCAUUGGGGUGUGGGGCUUUCCACAACCCGCCUGGGAGGGUCGUGGAAUGCUUUCUCAGGGUCUUCAGGGAGCCGGAGUUUGCGGGGGGCUGGUGGAGGGAAGUCGUAUUUGCGGUGCUGGAUACAGAGAAGGAUGAGGAGAACAAGGGGCCAAAUGGGAACGGAAAUUUCGGGGUGUUUUUCAGAGGGUUGCAUGGGGUUGUUGUUUAG